UUGGCAACCCGGUUCGGCAGAUCAAAGGAUUCCGUUUCUUCCAUUUUCCGUCUUGCCGCCCCCCACAUGGCCCUACUGUAAUCUGAGAUCGGAGCAAGCUCUUUGACUAGUCAGCGAGUCUGUGACCCGGGAACCCAGCCAUAUGGCGAAGAGGCGAGAACGCCGAGUUGCACCUAGUUCUGAUUGGCGCAAGGUCCGAGUCCAAACAACGAAUCCUGGUGACCAAUUCGGCGACUCAGCCUCCGGUCGCAAACUCCUUAUCAUCUUCGUUCUCUUCUUCAUCGUAAUUCCCGCCGUAUCCGUAUUGGUCUACUGGAUCAAAUUCACUCCACGAGUCACCCAUGCGGGGUUAUCCGUACAUCAACGAGGACUAAUCAAAACCGACAUCAGUUACCAAGAAAUCCUCACUGAGAACGCAAAGGUAUCAGAGAAUGUGUCUCAGCGACAUUACACCUAUCCGGUGUUGGCGUAUAUUACUUCGUGGAACUCGAAGGGCUACGAAAUGGCCAAGAGGUUCAACUCUAAAUUCACCCAUUUAUCACCGGUCUGGUAUGAUCUAAAGAGCCUAGGGACAGGCUUACUCUUGGAAGGGCGACAUAAUGCUGAUAAAGCAUGGAUCUCAGAGCUUCGAACCAGAGGAGAUGUUAUGUUGUUGCCAAGAGUUGUUCUGGAAGCAUUUCCUAAGGAGCUCCUUAGGAGGAAGAAACUGAGAGAUGAAGCUAUUCACCUUAUUGUGACAGAAUGCAAGGAAAUGAAGUAUGAUGGUAUCGUCCUGGAGUCUUGGUCUAGGUGGGCAGCUUUUGGUGUUUUGCAUGACCCUGACAUGCGGAAAAUGGCACUGCAGUUUAUAAAACAACUUGGUGAUGCAUUACAUUCUGUGAGCUCAAUGAGAAGGGACAAACAACAUUUGCAGCUGGUCUUUGUUAUAGGUCCACCUCGUUCAGAGAAGCUCGAAGAGCACGAUAUAACCCCAGAGGAUCUUCAGAGCUUGAAUGAUUCUGUAGAUGGCUUCUCACUGAUGACAUAUGAUUUCUCUGGUCCUCAUAAUCCAGGUCCUAGUGCUCCUUUGAAGUGGAUCGAUUUCACCUUGCAGCUACUCCUUCCGUCAGCUAGCAAUAAGGCUCAGAGUCUGACCAGCAAGAUAUUUCUUGGCAUUAAUUUUUACGGAAAUGAUUUUGUCCUCUCAGAAGGUAUGAUUUUCUAUCAUCUCAUUAUAUUUAUCUGUUCUUGGUGUCAGGGGUGCUUUAAGGUUAAGCUUUUUUUUUUUUUGAAAUAAAAGUAUAGUACAGUUUAUUAAUUCACAAGCAUUAAGGGAGUGCUCACUAU
This is a messenger RNA of Carica papaya (papaya), 1326 nucleotides long. The record is from RefSeq and is a predicted model, not a curated record. NCBI's taxonomy places the organism in Eukaryota, Viridiplantae, Streptophyta, Magnoliopsida, Brassicales, Caricaceae.